CACAGAUUUCGUUGCCAAUGAUAGCUGUUUGAUUAAAACUUAUGCCGACGACGUAUUUUUCCGUGAAUUUCUCGACCUUUGUUAUUUCAACUGUCGCUUGCUCCGGGUCAAGAUAAAUAGUGACGACGAGAUGACACAGCCGCAGCACCAUCCGAGUGCCGCAAAGCUGGUUUUCUGUGCUUUGGGGAUCUUCGUUUGCUACUCGUACUAUGCCAUACUCCAGGAGAAGAUUACCCGGGGCAAGUACGUCGAUGGCGACAGCAUUGAAAAGUUUACUUACAUGUUUGGACUGGUUUUCGUGCAAUGCGUCGUCAACUGCCUUUUUGCCAAGGGACUGCUCGUCACUGUGAUGAAACAAGGUGAGGAUACCACCAGGGUUGUCUACUAUGCCUGCUCUGCGCUUAUGUACCUCUUGGCGAUGGUGUGCAGUAAUAUGGCUCUGCAGUUCAUUAAUUAUCCCACCCAGGUCGUUGGCAAGGCUGGCAAGCCUAUUCCAGUCAUGAUCUUUGGAGUGCUUCUAGGUGGAAAGACGUAUCCAUUCAAAAAGUACUGUUUCAUCACUUUGAUUGUCACCGGUGUGGUUUUGUUUAUGUACAAAGAAAAUGCUGCUACCAAUAAAAUUGAAGGAGAAGGUUUUGGACAGGUUCUGCUGCUACUCUCUUUGACAAUGGACAGCCUCAUAAGCGCAGUCCAGAAUAAGAUGCAAACAGAGCACAAAACCAAAUCUGGACACAUGAUGUUCAACAUGAAUCUCUGGUCGAUAUUGUACAGCGGUGCAGUGAUUCUUGUCACUGGCGAGUUCCUCAGCUUUCUCAAGUUCCUACAACGACAUCCAUCCGCUAUCCAGCACAUCUUUACCCUAUCGAUAUGUGGAGCACUUGGUCAGUACUUCAUCUUUCUGACCAUCUCAGAAUUCAGUCCACUCACCUGUUCUAUUAUGACAACCACUAGAAAGUGCUUCACUGUUGUGGCUUCUAUCAUGUACUUUGGCAACUCUUUACUGCCCAGGCAGUGGUUUGCUGCGUUCAUGGUAUUCUUUGGUCUGUUUUUAGAUGCGUUUUAUGGGAGAACUAAAAUAGUCAAAAAAGAAGCAGCCAAGUAAAACUAAUGCUGUGUUAGUAGGGAAUUUUUGUAAUUCACAUCGUGGAAUGUUAAUACCUACUAGUGCUGUUCAACUGUCAACUGCCCUCCUGUACAUUUUGACUUUCGAUCUUUUGGUCAAGAUAAAUGUGCGCUCCACUGUGUGACAGUUGAUACACUGCAGAGUAGUUAAAAAUGUUUUAAAUGAGUAAGCACAGAAAUUUGUUUUUUUGGAAAAUAGUUUGUAAGCAUUUUUGUAAAAAAUUUGUAUUCAGCUUUUUUGAGCUGGAAAAACUAUAGCUGUUUUAUUUACACAAUUUAUUUCUGAAUUUUUUCAAAUAAUUAAGUAUACAUUUUAAUACGAUAGUUUAGAAUUCUUAACAUUUAUAUCACAAGGAAAACAAUCAGUCAUUACAUUUUAUUUUUAUAUUACGCUAUUCAUACAGUUUAAUGUAUACUUAUGAAUGAUUUUUUUUUUUUUUUUGCUAACAUGUAAAAAAGUGUUUGUACAUACGUUUAAAAAUGUCUUGCAAACAUACAGUGUAUAUAAUACGCUUUAUAAAAUAUUAAUUUUUGUUAAUACAUGCCGAAAUCAUUUUGAAUUUGAUUAAUAUAAACGCAGUAUUUUUUGUUCAUAAGUAUCUAAGUUACAUAAUAAUAUACAUCACGCACAUCAAUUAUAAGUACAGUGUAAAUAAAUUUGCUAUUGCAAAAUCACAUCAUUGAUUUUUACUUGAUUUGAGGUUUUUAAGAUUUUUAUACAGAGUGUAAAUAUAUCGAAAUACAUAACUUUGUUAAACCUCAAAAUAGAAACACAAUCAUCACAUUGAUGUUAAAAACUUGAUGAGGCUGGAGAAAAUACCAACUGUAAAAAUAUAUAUAGAAAAUUUCAUCGAUUUUUCAACCAAAUAUCAUUGUACAACCGAAUAAAAACAAGUUUUUUAAAAUAAAUAUCUACAAAAAAUAACUUUAAAAA
Copidosoma floridanum is the source of this 2056-nucleotide messenger RNA. It is a transcript of the gene meigo, whose product is annotated as Solute carrier family 35 member B1 homolog meigo. The record is from RefSeq and is a predicted model, not a curated record. Gene Ontology annotation, biological process: UDP-galactose transmembrane transport. Lineage: Eukaryota; Metazoa; Arthropoda; Insecta; Hymenoptera; Encyrtidae. Gene Ontology annotation, cellular component: endoplasmic reticulum membrane; Golgi membrane. Gene Ontology annotation, molecular function: UDP-galactose transmembrane transporter activity; UDP-glucose transmembrane transporter activity.